AUGCAUCUCGUUCCAAAAGAACUCGAUAAGCUUGUCAUCUCGCAGCUUGGACUGCUCGCCCAACGACGACUGGCUCGAGGCGUGAAGCUCAACCAUACAGAAGCUUGCCUCAUCCGCGAUGGCAACCACACAGUCGCGGACCUCAUGUCCAUCGGCGCCACCAUGCUGGGCCGUCGCCACGUCCUGCCAUCCGUCUGCUCGACCCUCACCGAGAUCAUGGUCGAAGGCACGUUCCCGACCGGCACCUACCUCGUUACAGUACACCACCCCAUCGCCAGUGACGACGGCGAUCUCGCGAAGGCCUUGUACGGCAGCUUCCUGCCCAUUCCAGACCCGUCCGCAUUUGCGCUGCCCGAAGGCGUGGAGUACGCGGCAGAGAAGCAGCCGGGCGCGGUGGUGGUGGUGAAGGGCAAGGUGGUGCUGAAUGAGGGGAGGAAGAGAAUCCGGUUGAGGGUUACCAGUAAGGGCGAUAGGCCGAUACAGAUUGGUUCACACUAUCAUUUCAUCGAGACGAAUCCCCAACUGGAUUUCGAUCGCGCAAGAGCCUACGGGUACCGCCUCGAUAUCGCAGCUGGAACGUCCGUCCGUUUCGAGCCUGGCGAUACGAAGACUGUUAACUUGGUUGAGAUUGGUGGGAACAGAGUCAUUCGCGGCGGCAACCAUCUGGCCACGGGCAAAUUGGAUCUCUCGCGUGUCGAGGAUAUCGUAGAUAAGCUCCAACAAGGCGGGUUCGCGCAUAGCCCGGAGCCGAUGGGCGAUGCGGCGCAUAUCAGUGCGUUUGAGAUGGACAGGGCGGCUUAUGCGACGAUGUUUGGGCCGACGGUUGGGGAUACGGUUAGGCUGGGCUUUACGGAUCUUUGGGUCAAGGUUGAGAGAGACCUGACGUCCUACGGAGACGAGUGCAAAUUCGGAGGUGGUAAAACCCUCCGCGAGGGCAUGGGACAAGCUACUGGGGUUUCGGAUGAGGUCUCCCUCGAUUUGGUGAUUGUGAAUGCGUUGAUUGUGGAUUGGACCGGUAUCUACAAAGCUGAUAUCGGGGUCAAGGAUGGCUUCAUCGUAGGUAUUGGGAAGGCGGGAAAUCCGGAUGUGAUGGAGGGGGUCUCGCCGAAUAUGAUCGUUGGGUCUUGUACGGAUGUUAUUGCCGGGGAGGGCAAGAUCAUUACAGCGGGAGGGUUUGACUCGCACAUCCAUUUUAUCUGCCCUCAGCAGGCCAAUGAGGCUAUUGCUUCUGGUAUCACGACUAUGCUGGGUGGAGGGACUGGUCCAAGUGCUGGCACGAGUGCGACGACCUGUACUCCAGGCAAGAACUACAUGCGGCAAAUGCUCCAAGCAUGCGAUUCGUUGCCAGUCAAUUUGGGAAUCACUGGUAAAGGAAACGACAGUUCUCCCAUCGCUCUACGCGAGCAAGUCGUUGCAGGAGCUUGUGGCCUCAAACUCCACGAGGAUUGGGGCAGUACCCCCUCUGCUAUCGAUUCUUGCCUCACGGUCUGUGACGAGCUCGAUGUUCAGUGUCUCAUCCACACCGACACCCUCAACGAAUCCGGCUUCGUCGAAGCCACGAUCGCGGCCAUCAAGGACCGGACUAUUCACACUUACCAUACCGAAGGUGCUGGCGGCGGUCAUGCCCCAGAUAUCAUCAGCGUUGUCGAGCACGCCAACGUCCUCCCCUCGUCUACCAACCCCACGCGACCAUUUACUCGAAAUACACUCGACGAGCAUCUCGACAUGUUGAUGGUUUGCCACCACCUGUCCAAAAAUAUCCCCGAAGACGUUGCCUUCGCCGAAUCCCGUAUCCGCGCCGAAACCAUCGCGGCCGAGGACGUCUUGCAUGAUCUCGGUGCCAUCAGCAUGAUGUCCUCCGACUCGCAAGCCAUGGGCCGCUGCGGCGAAGUCAUCCUCCGCACCUGGAACACGGCGCACAAGAACAAGGUGCAGCGCGGCACCCUCAGAGAAGACGAAGGCACUGGCGCAGACAACUUCAGAGUCAAGCGCUAUGUAAGCAAGUACACUGUCAAUCCCGCUAUUGCCCAAGGUAUGGGCCACAUCAUUGGCAGUGUUGAGGUUGGCAAGCUGGCAGAUCUUGUAGUGUGGGAUCCGGCCUGGUUUGGAACGAAGCCGACGACUGUUGUUAAGAGUGGGAUGAUCGCUUAUGCUCAGAUGGGCGACCCCAACGCGUCCAUCCCAACCGUCGAGCCCAUCAUAGCUCGCCCCAUGUUCGCCCCGCUCGUACCUUCCACCUCCGUCCUCUUCGUCUCCCAGUCCUCCAUCCAAACCGGUACCAUCGCUUCCUACGACCUCAAGAAACGCAUCGAGCCCGUCAGGAACUGCAGGAAGAUUGGCAAGAGCGACAUGAAGUACAACGAUGUGAUGCCGAAGAUGAAGGUGGAUCCGGAGAAUUACCGGGUCGAGGCUGAUGGCGUGCAUGCUACGUGUGAGCCGGCGGAGAGGUUGCCGUUGGCGCAGGUUGCGUUUGUCUACUAA
This is a messenger RNA of Drepanopeziza brunnea f. sp. 'multigermtubi' MB_m1, 2481 nucleotides long. The record is from RefSeq and is a predicted model, not a curated record. Lineage: Eukaryota; Fungi; Ascomycota; Leotiomycetes; Helotiales; Drepanopezizaceae.